Pseudovirgaria hyperparasitica is the source of this 546-nucleotide messenger RNA. RefSeq lists its product as uncharacterized. The transcript has 2 exons. Lineage: Eukaryota; Fungi; Ascomycota; Dothideomycetes; Acrospermales; Acrospermaceae. Gene Ontology annotation, molecular function: DNA binding. The record is from RefSeq and is a predicted model, not a curated record. The coding region runs from base 1 to 546 and encodes 181 amino acids.
AUGGCUCUGCCAAAGCCUCUUGACUCAUUGCAGAUAAUCUCCCAGGAGCCUCCCCUCCGGUCUACUAGGCCAAUGGAGAUGAAUACGCAACUAUGCUCGCAACAGAGCGCUUCAUGCUGGAGUCACGACCACUGGUAUGGAUAUCAUAUAUCUCUAGCGUAUGGCUCAUGCGAGACUGUCCAUUCGACCGCGCCGCAGUCACUCGAAAGAAUAGAGUACUCCACUGCCAACCCUUCAAAGCCUCAAUAUUCUUCAUAUCUAAUAAGGCAGACGCCUGUGGGAGACACGACAAAGGAGAAUCAGUCUUGUAAGAUUGCGAAAGAUUGCAAGAACUUUCCGCACAAAGCGCAGGCUAUCCUUGCUCAACAAUUCACGCAGCGGCUCGCAGACCCAUAUCUUACUAGGCAGGAGAGUCAAGAGCUUGCUGCGCUCACCGAUCUAAGUGUCCGUCAAGUACAAGUAUAUUUCGCUAAUGCUCGUGCGAGGAAGCUCUGUCGAGGACAAGCAAAAGCAUCUGCAGGUACCAAGAGUGUCAAAAAAGCGUAG